Verticillium nonalfalfae is the source of this 450-nucleotide messenger RNA. RefSeq lists its product as uncharacterized. The transcript is spliced from 2 exons. Gene Ontology annotation, biological process: DNA repair. Gene Ontology annotation, molecular function: catalytic activity. The record is from RefSeq and is a predicted model, not a curated record. The coding region runs from base 1 to 450 and encodes 149 amino acids. Lineage: Eukaryota; Fungi; Ascomycota; Sordariomycetes; Glomerellales; Plectosphaerellaceae.
AUGUCCCGCCAAUCCGAACAAGCCCAAGCCUUUGCCUACGCCGUCUACGCCGCCGUCCAGGAGAUCCCCCGCGGCAAGGUAACCUCCUACGGCCACAUCGCCGCCCUCAUCGGCACCCCCGAACGCCCACGUCAGGUCGGCACCGCCCUGCGUCACCUGCCCGCCGCCGCCCUGCCCUUCCACGCCGCCAACGUCCCCUGGCAGCGCGUCAUCUCCGCCCGCGGCCUCAUCUCCCCGCGCGGCGGCGGCGACGGCGGCGACGGCACCGCCGCCCAGGCCGAGGCCCUGCGCGCCGAGGGCGUGGACGUGCAGCGUCGCGGCCUCGGCGAGCUGUGCGUCGACCUGGACGUCUAUGGAUGGUUUCCGGAGGAUCUGCCCUCGCAGCUGGAAGAUGAGGGGGGCGAGGACGAGGAGCAGGCGGCUCCAAUCGGCAGGCUGGCCGCAGCAUGA